This is a messenger RNA of Closterium sp. NIES-65, 3948 nucleotides long. NCBI's taxonomy places the organism in Eukaryota, Viridiplantae, Streptophyta, Zygnematophyceae, Desmidiales, Closteriaceae. The record is from the annotation of a GenBank genome assembly.
AUGCACUCCUCCACACAGGCGCCGGACGACAUGCACAACGCACACAAGGGGCUGGUGCUGUUUGUGAUCGGGUCGGGGUGGUCGCAGUUCUACUUCCACCACGUGCCUGACAAGGACGAGAUGUUUACCGCUGCGUUUGCGCCGUACGUGCUGCCUUUGCCCCGUACGUGCUGCCUUCGCCCGGUACGUGCUGCCUUUGCCCCGUACGUGCUGCCUUUGCCCCAUACGUGCUGCUUUCGCCCCGUACGUGCUGCCUUUGCCCCGUACGUGCUGCCUUUGCCCCGUACGUGCUGCCUUUGCCCCGUACGUGCUGCCUUUGCCCCGUACGUGCUGCCUUUGCCCCGUGCUGCUGCUGUUGCUUCUGUUGCUGCUGUUGCUGCUGCUGCUGUUGCUGUUGCUGCUGCUGCUGCUGCUGCUGCUGCUGCUGCUGCUGCUGCUGCUGCUGCUGCUGCUGCUGCUGCUGCUGCUGCUGCUGCUGCUGCUGCUGCUGCUGCUGCUGCUGCUGCUGCUGCUGCUGCUGCCGCUAUACCUGAAGCAUUUUUUAGUGUGCAUGCACGUCUGGUAGUGGAGCUGGGGAUGCUGGGAGCAGUGCUGCAUCAGCAGCCAAUGGAGCCGAUGUCUUUCUAUGUGGGGCCUAACGGGCCGGGCAAUUUCAAAGAUUUGGAAGAAGACGAGCUGAUGGCGUAUGAGAUAGAGUGGCAGCUCUCAGUGCCCAUGGCCAAGUCCAUCGUGAGGGGAAUGGAUGCGCUGCAGCUCGCCUCCAGAGAGAUCUUUCCGCACCUCCCGGUGGAAGGCUUUGUGCUCAUGGGAGUGAGCAAGAGAGGACUCAUGGCAUGGCUGACGGCCGCUAUGGAUAAAAGGGUGGUGGGCAUAGUGGCGUACGGCUUUGACCUGCUGGACUUUGGGCGCAACUUCCAGCACCUGCACGACUCGCUGGGCGCGUGGCCGGUCAUCCUCAAGUUCUAUGCCAUCUUCAACGUCACCGAACAGCUGCAAUCGCCCCAGUUCCAGAGGCUCACUGAGGACACGGACCCAUACUACUACAGGGAGCGCCUCACCAUGCCCAAGCUGCUCGUCAGUGCCGCCAACGAUGAAGUGCUGGCUCUGGAUGACACAUCUAGCGUUCCGCGGCCAAUCCUUCCUCCCGCCGCCACGCCUCCAUCUGCCCGCCGACGCGUCCGACCUCCGCGCCGACGCGGACGACCAGCGCGGCGACGCGGACGACCUGCGACCGCCGCGGACGGCCAGUGCGCGACCCCCGACGACCAGCGCGCUGCCGCGGACGGCCAGCGCGGCCUCGCCGACGGCCCGCGCGCUGACGCGGACGGCCAGCGCGGCCCCGCCGACGACCCGCGCGCUGACGCGGACGGCCAGCGCGGCCCCGCCGACGACCCGCGCGCUGACGCGGACGGCCAGCGCGGCCCCGCCGACGACCCGCGCGCUGACGCGGACGGCCAGCGCGGCCCCGCCGACGACCCGCGCGCUGACGCGGACGGCCAGCGCGGCCCCGCCGACGACCCGCGCGCUGACGCGGACGGCCAGCGCGGCCCCGCCGACGACCCGCGCGCUGACGCGGACUGCCAGCGCGGCCCCGCCGACGAGCCGCGUGCUGACGCGAACAGCCAGCGCGCGGCCACGAAAGAACCGCGCGCCACCGCGGACGGCCAGCGCGCGGCCGUCGACGCCCCUGCGCCGACGUGGACGGCUGGCGCGCAGCCGCGGCUGAUCUGCCCGCCUGGUUAUACACUCCGCUCCGUCGUGUUCCAGGAGGAAGGCGGACUCCAGCCCAUCGUCCCUUCUGCCCCCACCGGACCUCCUCCUGAUGAGCUCGGACCUGAGCCCGAGUCCCCUGGUGAUCCUCCCUCCUUCGCACCGGAUGUCAACAAUCCUCAAAGCAUGGAAACUGCCAUCCGUGCCUACCGCAACACACUCAACGACCACCUUCGCCGUCAACUGCGCUAUGAGGACGACAAGCGCGCCUACGACGAGGCUGCUGCCCGUCACCGCGACUACCACGCCCAACUCACCACGUACACUACACGCCUCGCUAGCUACACCUCCGACAUCGCUGCGUGGCGCAUUGCUGACCGUCGAGCUCUCGCCAUCCUCCUCGCCACUAUCCCCUCCUCCCUCAAGCGAGAACUCUCACCCACCUCCUCCUCCCACCUGUGGCAACUGCUUGUCGACCUCUUUGACCGGCAGGACAUCGCCACCCUCUAUGCCCUCAUCAAGGACUUUGGAUCCAUCACCAUGGAUUCCACUGCCGGCGCAGCCGCCUUUACUCGCCGCGUCCUUGACCUUGCUCGCCGCCUUGCAGCACUUGGUGUUACCUACCCUGACACCGUCAUCUGCUGCCACCUCCUCGAAGGCCUCACUCCUGCCUUCGAUGCCCACAAGCUGGCCUACAUGCAACUCCUCUCCAAACAUGACACUCCCGCUCAAGUUGCCCAGUGGAUUAUCACCACCGAGGCAGAAAUCCUUCGCCACUCCUCCUCCACUGCCGCGGUAGCACAGCAGCGCAGCGGCAAAGGCGGACGUGGAGGGGGGCGUGGAGUCUUCGCCUUUUCCUCCGCACCCUCCACCUUCAUCCCAACCACGUAUGAGGAGGCCAUGGCUUGUCCCGACGCCCCGCUCUGGCUCGCCGCCAUCAUCAAGGAGCUCGAGGCGUACAUCUGGCGGAACGACAUGCCCGAGCCAAAGCUGCUCUCCCCAACCGGCCCUUCUCCCCAACCUGCCAUUCUCCCCAACCUGUCAUUCUCCCCAACCUGUCAUUCUCCCCAACCUGUCAUUCUCCCCAACCUGCCAUUCUCCCCAACCUGUCAUUCUCCCCAACCUGUCAUUCUCCCCAACCUGCCAUUCUCCCCAACCUGCCAUUCUCCCCAACCUGUCAUUCUCCCCAACCUGCCAUUCUCCCCAACCUGCCAUUCUCCCCAACCUGCCAUUCUCCCCAACCUGCCCAUUCUCCCCUGCCGCCUUUGUUCCCCCCACUCUCCCACCUCCUCCAUCCCUCCCCGGCAGCGCCCCCCUCUCCACACCCCCUCUCCACCCCCCCUCUCCACCCCCCCUCUCCACCCUCCCUCUCCACCCCCCCUCUCCACCCCCCCUCUCCACCCCCCCUCUCCAUCCCCCCUCUCCACCCCCCCUCUCCACCCCCCCUCUCCACCCCCCCUCUCCACCCCCCCUCUCCACCCCCCCUCUCCACCCCCCCUCUCCAACCCCCCCUCUCCAACCCCCCUCUCCAACCCCCCUCUUCAAACCACACUCCAGGCCAACCAAGCAACCCUUUCAUUCCUCGCCUCUCUCCUGCACGUCAACUCCUCCUGCGCCUCGCUCCCCGCCUCCUCCCGCCCCUCCCUCACCUGGACGCGCCCCUCCAACGCCCCCCCUUCUCCCCGCCGCCGCAAGCGCUUCGACAAAACAGAGGGCACGGGGCUGUUUGCCCGGGAGGAAAGGGAAACGGCCGAAAGGGAGACGGCAGAGGCUCAGACAGGAGAAGGGGGGGUGGGAGGGUCAGAAGGUGACGGACUGACCAAUCAGGAGCAGCCACCGCAUCCCUGGGGCUGCAUACCGGAGCUGCCAGCUGUCGACUGGCCUAAGCUGAGGUGGCGGUUUGAUUGGUCCACGUUCACCAUUCAUGCCACGUCAGACAGGAAGCCGCUCGCGGUUAGAGCAUGGACUGGCCGCACAGCCAGCGAGCGCCGAGACUUCCGCUUCGUGCUGCAGCGAGGCUCCAAGGGAUGCACGGCGCCCAUGCCAACGGUGCCAGGCACGUAUGCAGGCAAGUUCGACCUGUGUGUGCAGGCCACGCCAUUCUUCCUGCACACCGUCUCGCCGCCCAAGCACCACUCCGAGGAUGGCUUGUGGCACUUCACCUCCACCAUCAGCGGCGUUCCCAAGGAGAUUGUUGAGAGAGAAGGAAAGAACCAUAGUGCUACUCACAUGGAUUGA